Molecule: messenger RNA, 769 nt
Organism: Saimiri boliviensis boliviensis (Bolivian squirrel monkey)
Lineage: Eukaryota; Metazoa; Chordata; Mammalia; Primates; Cebidae
Gene: H1-1
Product: H1.1 linker histone, cluster member
Biological process (GO): nucleosome assembly
Cellular component (GO): nucleosome
Molecular function (GO): DNA binding; structural constituent of chromatin
Source: RefSeq, a predicted model, not a curated record
GCGUCGGGGGCGUUUUUUGGCAUCCUGCUUUGUCAGGUUUUACCAGUUUGCUUAGUGUACUCCGUCAGCAUGUCCGAAACGGCGCCUCCCGCUUCCACCGCCUCAGCUGAUCCUCAGAAAUCUUCAGCUGGCAAGAAGGCUAAGAAACCAGCUAAGGUUGCAGCAGCCACCAAGAAGAAACCCGCAGGCCCCUCUGUGUCGGAGCUGAUCGUGCAGGCUGCUGCCUCCUCCAAGGAGCGUGGUGGUGUGUCACUGGCUGCCCUUAAAAAGGCUCUGGCGGCCACCGGCUACGAUGUGGGAAAGAAUAACAGCCGCAUUAAGCUGGGCGUUAAGAGCCUGGUAAACAAGGGCACACUGGUGCAGACGAAGGGCACCGGCGCCUCGGGUUCCUUCAAGCUCAACAAGAAAGCAUCCUCCGGGGAAGCCAAGCCCGGCCCCUCAAAGGUGGCGGCGAAAACCAAGGCGACGGGCGCAUCUAGAAAGCUCAAAAAGGUCACGGGGGCUGUUACCAAAAAAAGCGUGAAGACUCCGAAAAAGGCUAAAAAGCCUGCGGCCACAAGAAAGCCCUCGAAGAGUCCCAAAACUGUAAAGCCCAAAAAAGUAACCAAAAGCCCUGCUAAAACCAAGGCUAUAAAACCCAAGGCGGCCAAGGCUAAAGUGACGAAGUCAAAGACUGCCAAACCCAAGAAAGCAGCACCCAAGAAAAAGUAAAUUCCAGUUGGAAGCUUCUUACAGUGACCCAACGGCUCUUUUAAGAGCCACCUACAUA